Suillus subalutaceus is the source of this 431-nucleotide messenger RNA. RefSeq lists its product as uncharacterized. The transcript has a single exon. The record is from RefSeq and is a predicted model, not a curated record. NCBI's taxonomy places the organism in Eukaryota, Fungi, Basidiomycota, Agaricomycetes, Boletales, Suillaceae. Bases 64 to 348 code for a protein of 94 amino acids.
CUGAGAACGUCCGGGAAAUGGACACCCUGGGGGUAGCUCUGUCACGGACUCCGGGGGUAUUGUAUGGGUCUCACUCUGGGGGCGUGUCCGACCACCCCCUGUGUGUUUAUCGUUCACGUUAUCCUAAUUUCUCCUGCAUUUCUCCAGGACUUCGGACAUGCCGUGGCCAGACGUGGCCGCAGUAUUGCCAGCGGCACGAACUUAACCAUACUUAUCUCCUCAGUGACAAGGCUGCGCGAGCCGCGUGCUUGUAACAUUCAGCCAGACGUAUCAUGUUCAAGCUUGAAUGGGCUCCCGCUCAAUAUUUGUUUUGUACCGUAUGGGAUCUUCUUCACUGUUGCAGACUGACUGGCCCGCCCACGGAGGUCCAAGUAGUGUUCGACAAUUUUAGCGUGACAAGUAUCAGCUUCUAUGAAUAACCUUGAAUGACG